Messenger RNA from Uloborus diversus, 3422 nucleotides. RefSeq names its product TBC1 domain family member 15-like (gene Tbc1d15-17). Lineage: Eukaryota; Metazoa; Arthropoda; Arachnida; Araneae; Uloboridae. Bases 217 to 2181 code for a protein of 654 amino acids. Gene Ontology annotation, biological process: activation of GTPase activity. The record is from RefSeq and is a predicted model, not a curated record. Gene Ontology annotation, molecular function: GTPase activator activity. The transcript is spliced from 14 exons.
UGGUUGAGUAAAAAGUUUCUGUCUGAUUUCUGAAUGGUAAAAUGAAAUGAACUUGUGCGUCACCUAUUUUAGACGGUUUGUUCAGUCGCAGAAACUUGUGUUUCAGUACCGAUAGCAAUUUUGUAAUUUUAUUUAAAUGCGUUUCACUGCAUUAUGUGUUGAGGUAUUUACUAAUGAGAAGUUGCAACUGUGAUAUAGACUUGAGCGCUUUUCAUUAUGGAUAAACGAAAACGAGAGGUCAAGUUUACACAGGAAAAUGUUGUGGUUAAAAUGGUUGGUCCUUUAAAAGAUGAAGCUUCUUAUGAAGGAACAUUGAUGAUUGUCGAGGAACGCCAUGGCCCUGAAAUUGAAUGGCACCCAAAAUCUAAAAUAAAAACCAGUGAAGACAGAAAUGUUAGCCCAGACAGUGAAAAUUUAGAUUGGGAAGAUGUUACCUCAUCAGUGGAAUAUAAAGUUCAUUCUGAGGAUCAUGAUGAAAGCCUUGAUGCAGUUGAAAUUAAAUCUGUGCCUACUCCAAAUAUUAUAAAAUUUGAUAUACCUGAUCUGAAAUCGUUUAUAAGAACUGAAGGUGAGAGCAGUUAUAAAGUUGUAGUAACAUUCCUGUUGAAAGAUGGUACCCAUGUUCCUGCUUUGCAUUUUCAAAGUGAUGAUUUUGGAAAAUUUUGUGCUGCUAUAGAUAAUUAUGUCCGGUUUAAAAGAUCAAAAAAGGAAAACAAUUUGUACUUGGUCAUUGAUCCAAAAGUUGAUGCUCUAGAAAAAUCAUUUAGUGAACUAGAUCUAUUUAGUGACAGUAAAUCUCACAUUAUAACGAAGCUCAUCCAUGAUCCAUAUAAUACAGCAAUGGGUGGCUUUUCAAAGGUGACAAACUAUCUCGUUGACUAUAUGUUAUAUGGAAAUGGUGCGGAGAACUCGACAAAGUGCUCAGAAGAUGAACUCAAAGGUUUUAUGUCCGAGAAUCUUUUACAUGUUGACAUCGACCAUCAGGAAGAACCUGGUUUUGAAAUGAUCACUUGCAUCGAAUUACCUCCCAGACCUGAAGUGAAGAGAGAAGAUCCUGUAACAUUAGAGGAGUGGAAUUCAUUUUUAGACUCUGAGAGUAGAAUCAUGAAUGCCGAGAGCUUGAAGAAGCGCAUUUUUAAUGGAGGUUUGGUCCAUUCCAUCCGAUCUGAAGCUUGGAAGUAUCUUCUUGGUUUUUACAGCUUUGAAGCAACAAAUAAGGACAAGAUGGUUAUAAGGAAAAAGCGGGAAGAAGAUUAUUUUCGAAUGAAACUGCAGUGGAAAUCCAUUGAUGCUGAUCAAGAAUCAAGAUUUUCUGCUUUAAGAGAAAGAAAAAGUUUAAUUGAAAAAGAUGUCAGCAGGACAGAUAGAACCCAUCCUUUUUAUGAAGGAGAAAAUAAUGCCAAUAUCAACAUGUUGCAAGAUAUACUCAUGACCUAUUGCAUGUAUAAUUUUGACUUGGGGUAUGUUCAAGGAAUGAGUGAUCUACUUUCCCCUAUAUUAGUUGUGAUGCAAAAUGAGCUUGAUGCAUUUUGGUGCUUUGCUGGUUGGCUAAAAAAUAUAGGUGUCAAUUUUGAGCUUGAGCAGCAAGGCAUGAAAAACCAACUUCAAGAUUUACAUAGAUUAUUACAUUUUGUUGAUUCUCACCUAUGCAGUUAUUUAGAGAAACACGACUCUGGAAAUUUGUAUUUUGCAUUCAGGUGGCUUCUCAUCCUUUUCAAAAGAGAUUUUAAAUUCAUGGAAAUCAUGAGAUUAUGGGAGGUGCUUUGGACUGGUUUGCCCUGUAAAAACUUUCAUCUUUUAAUAUGCAUAGCGAUUUUAGACUCUGAAAAGACAACUAUCAUGGAGAAUGAGUUUGGUCUUACAGAAAUUUUAAAGCAUGUCAAUGAAAUGUCCUACAAAAUAAAUUUAGAUGACACCCUGUGUAAAGCAGAAGCCAUAUAUCUUCAAAUAAAAAACAGCAAGUAUCAAUCGGACGUUGUACGAACCAUACUAGGACUGGAAGCGGUCACACCUGGUCCAGAAAUACGGUUGCUGAGAGAACGUGUAAGAACUGAAAAAAAGCCUACGGUAUCUUUGUCUAUUGACAAAGAUUUAAGUGGAACUAGCAGUUCAGACAAUAUGGAUGAUUAUGUUGAUCUAGAACAGCAUAGCUAUCAGCUACCCUUUGACUUAUUUUCUUAAAUAAAUCCAUUUGUACGAGGCGUGUUUUUAAAGUAAGUUCCGUUUUUAUAUAAAAAAGGAACGAGUACAGAUAGAGCUAAGUAAUUUAGUGCACAAAAAUCUACCACCCUUACGCUAUUUUUCGACAUUGCUCCCGUGAUUUUCCAAGUAUUUGUCAUAGCGUGGUACAGGUUUUUGUAUACCUAUUCGUACAAAGUUACCGCCCGUUUAGUCAACCAUGAGGACUCUUACAGGGCUUUGGCUAGGGCGUUUUUGAACAUCCUCUGGUCUGCCCUCACCUCGCUCGCAGCAUCUUUCAUUUGUUUCGGCAUCUAAAGUCUUUCCAAGGUGGUCUGUGGCACAACAGCAAUAAUGAGCUCAGAGAACAUGUUAUCCCAUGGCUGACUACACAGGCGGCAAUUUUCUAUGAAUAGGUAUACAAAAACCUGUACCACGCUAUGACAAAUGUUUGGAAAAUCACGGGAGCAAUGUCAAAAAAUAGCGUAAGGAUGGUAGAUUUUUGUGCAAUAAAUUUCUUUGCUCUAUCUGUACUCGUUCUUUUUUUAUGUCAAAACGGAACUUACUUUAAAAAUACGCCUCGUAUAUUGGUACAGGACUACCACAGGCAAAGUAGAUUUUCUUGUCAUUUUUAUUAGGUCGAAAAUGGUCUGAAUGCUACAAACUUUUUCAAUCAUCCAUAAAUUUGUCUUUUUUUUUUUUGCUUGAUUCUAAUUCUAAAUGUAAUUUUUCUGUGUGUAAAAUGUAAAAUUGCCCUCAUAUUUGAAGACCGUUACUGAAUAAUAAAAUCAUACUAUGAGGACAUAAAGCACAACUGCUUCGAAAACAAAAAUCUGAUUUCAAAUUAAUUCAUGUGCUUGUUAAUCAUACUACCACUGUGUAACAGAAUGCACUUGCUGCUUGAUAUACCACCAAGGGAUGCUGUAAAAUGAAGAAUUAUCUGCAAUAGGUAAAUGGGGGUUAUAUGGAAGGUAGCUUCAGUUUUCUUUCUAUUUCAAAUUUUUAACUAAACAUAGACUAUUCAUGUUUUGAAGAAGAAAGUUUGGAAUCUAGAUUACAAAUACGUAAAAUGAAUAAAAAAAAUGUUAAAUUACUUAAUAUGUAAUGUAAACAGCAAAUUAAUGUUCCUGCAUGCUGUCUGUGUAAUAAAUGAUUGCGACUUAUUUAUAUUUUCUUUCUCUGAUAGUUGUAUCCUUUAUGUCCUCUUCCAGUGAGCAAAUAAAAAUAUUUAAAAAAAAAAAAAA